Messenger RNA from Miscanthus lutarioriparius, 540 nucleotides. Lineage: Eukaryota; Viridiplantae; Streptophyta; Magnoliopsida; Poales; Poaceae. The record is from the annotation of a GenBank genome assembly.
AUGGUUUCGCAGGUGUCCGUUGUUUUGUUGAUAUGUUCGGUUCUCUAUAUGAAAGUAUAUCUUGUGGAGACACAUCCAAGAGUUCCAACAUCUUCAUCUUAUCGGCAUUCAUCAUUGCCAUCUUUGGUUACCAGGGUUGCACAACAGCGUUGGGAAUCCAUCGAAGCAAACAUUACUCUAUUCAAAAAUAGUGAAUCACUUAGGCGAAUAGUAUAUGUUGACUUCUUCAAUAAAUUGGGCAUGAGUGGAAUUAUUGAUGUUCGAUUGAUUUUGGUCCUUCCCGUUGUGAGCCACAUUAUUGGUGAAAAAGGAAUCAUAUGCGUCUCAAUCUUGGCAUCCAUUGCUUAUGUUCCUUACUUUAGCUCUUUAUUGGGUGUCAUCUUUGUGAUGGCCAGACCAGCUAUCCAUGCAAUCGUUUUGAGGGCAGUAAUGUCAACUGACCAGGCAACGUCUUUAUGCUUUGCUUGGGACAAAUGCACAGAAGUUCCAAGUUCAGACGAGCGUAAUGAGGAAGCACUACAAGCACCACUACUGACUUAG